Molecule: messenger RNA, 1259 nt
Organism: Stomoxys calcitrans (stable fly)
Lineage: Eukaryota; Metazoa; Arthropoda; Insecta; Diptera; Muscidae
Product: AN1-type zinc finger protein 2A
Exons: 3
Coding region: 146-913 (255 amino acids)
Biological process (GO): proteasome-mediated ubiquitin-dependent protein catabolic process; protein targeting to ER
Cellular component (GO): cytoplasm; endoplasmic reticulum
Molecular function (GO): zinc ion binding
Source: RefSeq, a predicted model, not a curated record
UCAUAGUCGUCAUUAUUUAAUUAUCAAUUGCAUUAUUUAAGCAGUUCACCAUUGAGCAGUGGCGUUAUCCAUUGUUGUUCCAGAAGUGUUUAGAAUAAACAUUAACCAAAUCGUCCAUUAAGUUGUGAAAUAAUUAAAUUUGAACAUGGAAUUUCCACAUUUGGGACAGCACUGUUAUGAAAAAACGUGCAACAGGCUCGAUUUUCUUCCCAUGAAAUGUGAUGCUUGCAAAAACUUAUUCUGCUCGGGACAUUUUAAUUACGAGCAUCACAAUUGUCCGCAUGGUAGAAAGGAUCACCAAGUGCCUGAGUGUCCGUUGUGUGGAGAACCUGUGCCCACGGCGCCUGGCGUUGAACCAGACCUAACUGUGGGGCAGCACAUUGACAAACAGUGUAAAUCGGAGUCACGGAAGAUAUUCACCAACAGAUGUUCAUACAAAUCCUGCAAACGAAAAGAACUGAUACCAGUAAAUUGUUCGCAAUGCAAAAGGAAUUUUUGCUUAAAGCACCGUCAUACAACUGAUCAUGAGUGUCAGGCAGGAAAGACCGGAUCUGGAACGGGAAAUAAAUCGGCUGUGGAAGAUACAAGGUCAAUGGCAGCGAAAGCCGCAGAAAUGAGACGUACUCAAAAACCACCAAAUACACUUUUCGAUGUCGGCCCCAAACCUACAACCGCAGCUAUUAGGGAAUCGGCAGCUCAACGUUUAACACAAAAUAUUCAAGGAAAUAUGUCUGAAGAUGAAGCCAUGGCCCGUGCCAUUGCAUUGUCUAUUAUGGAACUUGACGAAACUAAUGAUCGUAAUAGAAGAAACGAAACUGCUGCCACUCAACGGCGGAAUAACAAUGCCACAGUGCCAGUAGGAGGUCGUGAUAAUCAGGAAGGAAACCCCAAGGAUAAAUGUUCAUUAUCAUAAUAUCAAGGACAAGAUGAAUAUUAAACUAUAAGUGGUUACUUUAGACAUCCUUUUUUUUGUUUAUAGAUGUAGUUGAUUUAAGCUGUGACUUAGCAGUGCUCAAGUUGAAAAAAAAAAAACAAAUACUGUAACAUUCUGACAAACCACCACUGUUUUAUGUAGGUAUAGCGAUGAUUAGACGAUUAGACUUAAUUAUAGACUUUCUUAUGUACGUGCCAGUUCACAUGUCUAUUUUUUAUUUUGAAAUCACUUUGACUGUUUAUUGUUUAUUAAAUGUAGUUUUUAAAAAAAUUAAAUUUAUGUCUUAAAAUCAAAUAUAAGACGUGUUAUUUAUACAACAUUUUAA